GCUCUUCUCGGUGCCAGGGGGGGACGUCGGGGACCUGACGGCUGCAGUGGCUGCGGCAAUGGCGGCACCAUGGGGGCAGCUGGGGGGGGCGGAGCGGGCAGAGAGCCUAGAACGCCUGGCGGGGGCUCUCGAGGGCUCCUCCCCCACCCUGGCGGCCGUGGCCGCUCUGGGCACGGGCCGUGGCCCUGGCUCUGACCUGCAGGGGGCGCUGCGGGCGCUGCGGGAGGCGGCGGCAGGAGCCUGGAGCCUGCGGGGCUGGAGCCCGCUCGGGGUGGUGGCUGUGGUGGUGCCAGCUCCCUGCACCCUGACAGCGCUGAUGGGGACCCUGGGCCCCCUCCUGGCCAUGGGUAAUGGUGCCCUGGUGCUGGUGCUGGUGCCGCCGGGGGGGGCUGGGGCCGCGCUGGGGCCGCUGCUGGUGGCAGAGCUGGGGGGGGGCCGGGGGGGCAGCACCACUGCCCCCCGGGGUCCUCAAUGUGGUCACCGGGGCCCCCCCCCUGCACCGGGCCCUGAGGGACCUGCCCGGGGUGAGCGCGGUGACGUCGGUGGGGGACACGGAGGACCCCCCCCUGGGGCUCUGGGGGAGCCGCUACCUGCGGGUGGCCCCGCGGGGGGGUCACGUGAUCGUCCUCAUCUUGGACUCAGCUGACCUGGACAGUGCAGCCGCCGCCAUCAUGGGGGGGGGCAGGGCCAGGCCCCCCCUGCCCUUGACCUUGGUGGUGCUGGAGGCGCUGGUGGCCCCCCUGGUGCGGCGGCUCCGGGCGCUGUGCAGAGGGGACCCCCUGAACCCCGAUGUGUGGGGAGAGGACACUGAUCUCCUCGUCCCCGUGCGGUCGCUGCCUGAGGCUCUCUCGGUGCUCUCGGGGCUCCCCCCCCCCACUGCAGCCUCGCUCUGGACCCAGGACCUGGCCCUGGCCCUGGACACGGCCCAGAGGCUGCCCAUGGAGCUGGUGUGGGUCAAUACCCUCGAGGUGCCACAGCCAUGGGGGGGGCGCGGAGCCAUUGAGAUGCUGCGCCUCUUUGGGCGCCCCCCCUGGGCCCCCCCCACACCCCCAUUGGAUGAAGCCCCCAGCCUGGGGGUGCCUGACGUGACCCUUGACCCCGGUGACAUCACUGCAGCCAUGGGGGUCGCGCGCCGUGCCGCUAUGGGUUGGGCUCGUCUGGAGGCCUCCGCUCGCGCCCGGGUCCUGCAGGGGGCGCUACGGGAGCUCGGGCGCCCCCUGGCGGACGGCGCCAUAGAGGAGGACGCGCGCCUGCAGGGGGCGCUGCAGCGCUGGGCGGCGCGCGCGCUGCUGAUGGGCGGGGCCGUGAAGGAGGCGCCCGGGGGCCGGUUCCUGGUGACGCGGAGGCCGCUGGGCGUGGUGGGCGUGGCCUGGAGCGGGCCCCGCCCCCUGCGCCGCGCGCUGGAGCUCCUCCCCCCGGCGCUCGCCUGCGGUAACGCCCUCGUGCUGGUGGCGCCACCCAGCGGACUGGAGGCCGCGAGGCGGCUGCAGAAGGCUCUGGAGGCCGCGGGGCUCCCGGUGGGGGCUCUCUCAGUGCUACCGGGGGGGGCCACGGCCUCGGGGCUGCCCCUGGCCAGGGAGCGCCCCAAUGGGCUCUGGCUCUGUGGGGGGGACCCGGACCUCGACUGGGGCUCAAUAGGGGGUGACCCCCAAGUGUGGGUCCCGGAGGGGGGGGUUUUGGACGCGCCCCCCCCCGAAGCUGACCUGGAGCUGGAGCUGCGCUGCACCCGGCCCCACAGCCUGUGGCUGCCCUUGACCCCUGACCUUUGAACUUUGUGCCCCCCCCCAAUAAA
Molecule: messenger RNA, 1792 nt
Organism: Melopsittacus undulatus (budgerigar)
Lineage: Eukaryota; Metazoa; Chordata; Aves; Psittaciformes; Psittaculidae
Gene: ALDH16A1
Product: aldehyde dehydrogenase 16 family member A1
Exons: 13
Coding region: 351-1769 (472 amino acids)
Molecular function (GO): oxidoreductase activity, acting on the aldehyde or oxo group of donors, NAD or NADP as acceptor
Source: RefSeq, a predicted model, not a curated record